This is a messenger RNA of Effrenium voratum, 1917 nucleotides long. The record is from the annotation of a GenBank genome assembly. NCBI's taxonomy places the organism in Eukaryota, Dinophyceae, Suessiales, Symbiodiniaceae.
AUGUGCGCGCGGGGCGCGCCUCUGGCCCCGGCGUGGGCAGGUGUCGCGGAAAAAGGUACUAGCCCAACAGAGUUGCGCGGCGAGUGGUUUGCAGACCAGGGCAGUGCUCCCAAUGGCAGUGCCGCUGGUGUUGGAAGCUUGUUUGGGUGGACAGGCGCAUUGGCGGUAGAGCUUCUUGCAGACGCGGAUGUGUAUGCGAUAGACAACCGGGAUGUGGACGGCACGCCUUCGGAAGAAGAUCCAGAGGCUCCAGGCUCAUCUCGCAACCUGGUGCGACUAAAGUCGAUGCAACAGGGCCCUCCCUGGGGACGCUUCGCAGCGCUCUGGGUGUGCUGCACGCUCGCCUCUGGGAUCCUACCUGGGCAGUCCCUCUUUGCGGAGCUCUUCGCGGAUGCCGGCGUUUUUGGCAGCAUGUGCGAGGAGGGCAGGAAUGCAUGCGAGGAUCAAUUCUUGGUGCUGACCAGCAUUUUCGGCGUUGGGCAGACGGUCGCCUACGGAUUUUCUGCGCCCAUCGGCUUAUUCUACGACCGCUGGGGAGCAAUGAUCGUGGGCACUGUCGGUGCUCUCCUUUGUGCAGUUGGGUUGGCCCUGGUGACCUUAUCAGUGGUGGGUGCCGCACAUGGUUCCGACUCGGUCACCGCCAACCUUUUCGUCCUGGGAGUUUUCGUGUGUGACUUUGGCUCGAUGCUGAACAGUUUCUCCUUCAUGGGCUUGAUUUGGCACUUCCCCGGAAAGCAGACGCUGGUGAUCGCGCUGAUCAACGCCACGUACCAGGCUUCCGCCCUGCUGCCACUGGCUUUGCAGGCCGCGAUGGAUAGCUACUCUGUGCCCUUGUACGUGUACCUGAGCUUGUGGACCUUGGUGGUGCUUGGCAGUGUCUACGUGUGCUACGUGAUGACCCCUUCGCAGGCGGAGUACUAUGAGCAGGCGAAGAAAGUUUUAGGAAUGCCGCUUCCGCGUCCGCCAGCAGAUCUGAAAGUGCGGGAGAUGGUGGGGAAGGCCUGGCAGGUGCUGCGACAGCACACCCCGCAACACGUGGCUUCCGGCCUGGCCCUGUCCUUCGGCUUUGCGUUGCCAGGCUACUAUGCAUCUAUGGCCGCUCCCUAUGGUCAGGCGUUGUUUGGCACCGCUGCCGAUGGCGAGAGGCUGGCGGAGAUCAACGUUCUAUGCACUUCGGUGGUUGGCCUAGCUGUGGGCCCCUUCUCUGGCAGCAUUGGAGACCACUUCGGCCUGGAGGUGCUCAUUGUGCUUCUCGUCAUCCUCACGGGCUUGGCCACCGUGACCCUGCUGUUGGCUUCCUGGCCGGCGCAGAUCCUUUGCGCGUCGUCCUUGACUUUCUUCACCGCGCUCUUUUCAAUCUUCGUCUCCCGUUAUUUGCUUCUGUACUCGCCUCCAAAUCGUUAUGGCGCCGUGCAGGGUAUUUAUAUGCUCGUGGUCAUCUUAAUCAGCACGCCCUGGUCUCUGGGCGGAGUUGCGGCAACGGCGCUGCUUGGCACAGGACUGGGCGCCUACACAAUUCCCAUGUUGGUCUUUGGGCUGACCGGGGUGGUAAGCCUCGCCUGGUAUGCCUGGUAUUUCCGACAGAACCCGCCACCACAGAAUCCGACUCUGUUGCCUGAGGAUGAGGUGGAGUUGGCAAUACGCUUCGGGUGUGGGAACUUGGAGGAGGUGAUGGAGGUGACCCACAUGAGCAGCCGCAAGGAACUGAUCCGGAAGCUUGCAUCCACGGACCCCGAUGUGAUUCUAAGCCUUAUGAAAAGCAUCGACAUGGAGAAGAUGAUGGAGCUGUCCCGUCGAUCCGUGGAUGACAUCUUAGACAAUGAAAGCUGCAGGAGGAAGAGGAAGCGGAGGAAGAGGAGGAGGAGGAGGCUGAUGCUCCCGCGGGCACGCUCACUGCAGAUGUGGAGGAGCCAGUGA